AUGUGGCUAUUCGCUGGCUCAUCACCCCAUCGUCCCCCUCUUACGACCAUUCGAUUCGAUUCGAUCUUCUCCCAGUCAAGCCAAUCCAUCCCCUCGCGACUUUCAUUCCGAACAGGCUGUCUCGCUCAUUGGGGAGGGGGAGUUCUUGGCGCAGCUCAAGGCAGCUUCUCUCCUCCUCGUCGACAAUUUGCCGGCCUGAGUCCUGCCUACUGUUACUGUAUCAUGGCAACCCGAGGCAUCGGCGACGCGUGGCUUCCCUCUUCUCUCGAAGCCGCCAGAAUCACUUCGCUUCCGUCGACGGCCUAUUAUUUGCCCAACUUUAUCAGCGAGGAAGAAGAGCGCUUAAUUCUUGAUAGAAUCGCCGCUGCUCCUCGUCCGCGAUGGAAGCAGCUCACGCAUCGACGUCUACAGACCUGGCCGUCCGAUCUCGUCCAGAACAAGCUCCUCGAUGCGCCGCUGCCUUCCUGGCUUGAAUCACCCGUAGUAUCACGCUUACUGUCCCUCCCGCUCUCCGACGACGGCCAAGGCAACAAUGUCAGACACAUCUUCGCUGAGAGCCCCCACCAGCGCCCGAAUCACGUCCUCAUCAACGAAUAUCCUCCCGGUAUUGGUAUUAUGCCGCAUAAGUUAAGUAUUAUGGCAAAAGAUGGCGCUGCGUACUGGCCCGUCGUGUGCACCGUCAGCCUCGGCGCAAGCCUCUGUCUGAACCUGUACCGCAGCAAAGAGGACGGCGCCCUUGAUCCCGAGCCUGCCUGGCGCAUUAUCCAAGAACCUCGUAGUCUUCUCAUCACUACAGACACUCUCUACACAGACUACCUGCAUGGGAUAUCCGACACUAAGGAGGACCUUGAUCUUUCCGCCGAUACGAUUGUGAACUGGUCCUUACUUCGAGAUGCCGAGGCGUUUGCCAGCGGUCGAAAUCCGAGGCAGACCCGCACCAGCCUCACGUACCGCGACGUCCUCAAAGUUUCCAAAGUCGGAGCCAAACUAGGUCUUUUCAACAAGCGAUAA
Molecule: messenger RNA, 1011 nt
Organism: Trichoderma aggressivum f. europaeum
Lineage: Eukaryota; Fungi; Ascomycota; Sordariomycetes; Hypocreales; Hypocreaceae
Exons: 3
Coding region: 1-1011 (336 amino acids)
Cellular component (GO): nucleus
Source: RefSeq, a predicted model, not a curated record